Rotaria socialis is the source of this 1023-nucleotide messenger RNA. Lineage: Eukaryota; Metazoa; Rotifera; Eurotatoria; Philodinida; Philodinidae. The record is from the annotation of a GenBank genome assembly.
AUGAAAAGUAAAGAUUUACAAACGCUCGUAUUUUCUAAGUACCAAAAUGGCGAUGGAUCGCAAAACAUUUUUGAAGAUCUCAGUGGUUCCGCUAGUCUUCCGACCAUUGAACGAUGGUGCAGGAGCAUUCGACAGACUGGCUGUAUCCCUCUGUCCAAAUCAACCGGUCGUCCAAAAACAAUCCGAACGAAGGCAGUCAUUCAAAAGAUCAAGCAUCGGCUGAAUAAGCGAAAGUCUGUCUCAUCUCGGAAAUUAGCCCGUGAAUUGAGUAUUUCUCGAACGAGUGUACGGAGAAUACUCAAGGAUGAUCUAGGACUCCAUGCCUACAAAGUGCAAAAUGAACCAAUGCUCACUGGUGAGCAUAAAGAAAAAAUAAUCCAAUUUGCUAAUUGGAUACGAAACAACUUCCGAAAAGAAGACACGAUGAGAAUUCUGUUUUCUGACGAGAAGAUGUUCGACAUUGAUGGAGUUUAUAACUCUCAAAAUGAUCGUAUCUGGGCGGUUGAUCGUUCAGAAGCCGAUAUCAAAGGUGGUAAUCGGCAAAAACGUAAAUUUCCGCAAAAGAUUAUGAUUUGGCUCGGAGUUUGUUCUAAAGGUGUAUCACCUUUAGUGAUUUUCGAGAAUGGGACAGCCGAUCAUGAUCGAUACAUCAAAGAAGUGCUUCCGAUCGCUCUCAAGUUCGGCAAUGACAUGUUCGGGAACGAUGGGACCUUCCAACAAGAUGGUGCAAGACCACACACUCAUGCAAAAUCGCAAGAAUGGUGUGCUAAGCACUUUCCGUCGUUCAUUGACAAGGACCAUUGGCCUCCAAAUAGUCCAGACUUGAACCCAUUGGAUUACUGCAUUUGGAACGAAUUCGCUCAACUAGUCAAGUGGGAUACGGUGACAUCUAAAACAACAUUGAUCACUGCCCUAAAACGUGCUGUUCGUGAAAUUUCUCAAGAUGUAGUUGAGAAAAGUUGUGCUUCUUGGACAAAUCGAUUACAUCGAUUGUCUCAAGACAAAGGAAAUUAUAUCAGAUAA